This is a messenger RNA of Sphenostylis stenocarpa, 1974 nucleotides long. NCBI's taxonomy places the organism in Eukaryota, Viridiplantae, Streptophyta, Magnoliopsida, Fabales, Fabaceae. The record is from the annotation of a GenBank genome assembly.
AUGGCGCAGCUUGGGUUGUGGGUGGUCUUGAUCUUGUGCUUGACAUUUCAAAUUCAACCCAAUUAUGGUUUUUAUCUUCCGGGUAGUUAUCCCCACAAGUAUGGUGUCACAGAUGAGUUGUGGGUGAAAGUGAAUUCCCUCACUUCCAUUGACACAGAGAUGCCCUUUAGCUAUUACAGUUUGCCCUUUUGCGAGCCUGAGGGAGGUAUCAAGGACAGUGCUGAGAACCUUGGGGAACUCCUCAUGGGGGACAGAAUAGAGAACUCUCCUUACAGGUUUAAGAUGUACACCAAUGAAUCUGAGAUUUACUUGUGCGGGGUGGAUGCAUUGUCUGGGGAUCAGUUCAAGAUCUUGAAGGAGAGGAUUGAUGAGAUGUAUCAGGUUAAUUUGAUUCUUGAUAAUUUACCAGCUAUUAGGUUCACACAGAAAGAAGGGUACUUCAUGAGAUGGACGGGGUACCCUGUUGGUAUUAAGAUUGAUAAUGCGUAUUAUCUGUUUAACCAUCUCAAGUUCAAUGUUCUUGUCCAUAAGUAUGAGGAAACCGAUGUGGCUCGUGUAAUGGGGACCGGUGAAGGAGCAGAGGUGAUCCCAGUUGGCAAGGAAGGAUCUUCUGAGAAUCCUGGAUACAUGGUUGUUGGGUUUGAGGUGAUUCCUUGCAGUAUCAUGCACAAUGCCGAUUUGGCUAAAACCUUGAAGAUGUAUGACAAGUAUCCGUCCUCUAUCCGAUGCGAUCCAGCCACUGUGGCAAUGCCUAUCAAAGAGGGUCAGCCUGUUGUUUUCACUUACGAGGUCACCUUUGAGGAGAGUGACAUCAAGUGGCCAUCUAGAUGGGAUGCAUACUUAAAGAUGGAGGGUGCUAAAGUGCAUUGGUUCUCUAUCCUUAAUUCACUUAUGGUGAUCACUUUUCUUGCUGGUAUUGUUCUUGUGAUCUUUCUGAGAACUGUUAGGAGGGAUCUGACCCGUUAUGAGGACCUCGACAAAGAGGCCCAAGCACAGAUGAAUGAAGAGUUAUCUGGUUGGAAGCUUGUAGUGGGAGAUGUUUUCCGUGCUCCAUCUAAUCCUGCUUUGUUGUGUGUGAUGGUUGGGGAUGGGGUUCAGAUUCUUGGCAUGUCUGUUGUGACAAUUUUGUUUGCUGCACUAGGAUUCAUGUCACCAGCAUCUCGCGGAACUCUGAUCACAGGUAUGCUGUUUUUCUAUAUGAUACUUGGUAUUGCUGCUGGUUAUGUCUCAGUUCGGAUGUGGAGGACAAUUGGCUUUGGCGAUCAGAAAGGCUGGGUUUCGAUCGCAUGGAAGGCUGCAUGUUUCUUCCCAGGAAUUUCCUUUAUGAUCCUCACAACCUUGAACUUCCUUCUGUGGGGAAGUCACAGCACCGGAGCCAUUCCAUUUUCACUCUUUGUGAUACUAAUCUUGCUUUGGUUCUGCAUAUCUGUACCCCUUGCCCUUGUUGGUGGGUACUUUGGAGCAAAGGCACCCCACAUUGAAUAUCCAGUCCGAACCAACCAAAUUCCUCGUGAAAUUCCCCAGCAGAAGUACCCAUCAUGGCUGUUAGUUCUUGGUGCUGGCACCCUUCCAUUUGGCACCUUGUUCAUUGAGCUCUUUUUUAUCAUGUCCAGCAUUUGGAUGGGUCGAGUUUACUAUGUCUUCGGCUUUCUCUUUGUUGUUCUGAUCCUUCUUGUGGUGGUUUGUGCUGAGGUAUCUUUAGUUCUGACUUACAUGCACCUGUGUGUGGAGGAUUGGAAAUGGUGGUGGAAAUCUUUCUUUGCCUCCGGUUCUGUUGCCAUAUAUAUCUUUUUGUACUCCAUUAAUUAUCUUGUGUUUGAUCUCAAGAGUUUGAGUGGUCCUGUGUCUGCAACUCUUUACUUGGGAUACUCACUAUUCAUGGUUCUAGCAAUCAUGCUCUCUACAGGUACAAUUGGGUUCCUCUCUUCAUUCUGGUUCGUGCAUUACUUGUUCUCUUCAGUCAAGUUGGAUUGA